This is a messenger RNA of Fundulus heteroclitus (mummichog), 5349 nucleotides long. RefSeq names its product dipeptidyl-peptidase 6a (gene dpp6a). Gene Ontology annotation, biological process: proteolysis. The transcript is spliced from 26 exons. The record is from RefSeq and is a predicted model, not a curated record. NCBI's taxonomy places the organism in Eukaryota, Metazoa, Chordata, Actinopteri, Cyprinodontiformes, Fundulidae. The coding region runs from base 591 to 3143 and encodes 850 amino acids. Gene Ontology annotation, molecular function: serine-type peptidase activity; dipeptidyl-peptidase activity.
AGAUUUGGCUUAUUCUCUUUGUGAAGGGCUCGCCUACGUUUGCACUUUGAGCCACAAGGGGGCACUGUUGCUCUCCUUAUAGCACCUCCACCGACCCAAACGGAGGCAAAACAAAGAUAAGAAACUAACGGCGAUGUGUUAACUCCACUCCAAGUGCAGAGUCAUGAUAAGUUUUUAGUGUAAAUCUAAUGUGAGAAGGUUGUGUCCCGUCUGGGCUUGAAGCAGAGUCCCUGAAGGUUUUCUAUCAGCGGUCACUUUUCCCGCUGCCACAGGGGAGGAGAGGAGGACGGAGCUGUGAUCCAGCUCAGUUUCCCUCUGCUGAUCGGGAUUCUCUCCUGCACAUGCAGACGUCCUCAUCGGUGUUAUUUAUUUAUUUUAUAAUUUCUGUAAAGUGUGGUGGAAAACCGCGCCGCUGCAGAACCGCUGCCAGGGAGCAUGGAGGUUCGUGCUGUGAAUUCUUAAAGUCUGGGUCACAUGUUUUUUUUUUUCCACCCUGCUGAAGUAGAGCCGGCAUUACUUUCCUAACUUUUUUUUUUUUUUUUUUUUUUUUGCCUGGACGUGAACCGAGUGUGAGAUAUCAACAGUUCGACAUGGCGUCUCUGUAUCAGAGAUUCAGCGGUCAGAUCGACACCAACAAAUCCUUCCCCGACCCACCGGAGGCGAGCCACCUCCUCGGACAGGCCGGCGAUCAGGGGGACCGGGCGGCGGAGAGCCAGCAGCGAGCCCGGCUUCAGCACCGCCGCCGCCGCUGCGAGGACGAGGACGAGCUGGUGGGCAGCAACCCUCCGCAGAGGAACUGGAAGGGAAUAGCGAUCGCCCUUCUUGUCAUUCUGGUCAUCUGCUCGCUGAUCGUCACCUCCGUCAUCCUGUUGACACCAGGUGAAGAUGACCGUCUGGCUCUGAAAGGCAAGGUUACGGUUGGAGACCUCUUUCGAAAAGAAUUCAAGGUUCAUGACCCAAACGCCAAAUGGAUAAGCAGUAACGAGCUGCUGUACCGCAACCGGGACGGCGACGUCGUCAAGUACAACGUGGACACCGAUGAGCAAACCGUCCUGGUCCAUAACAAGAAAUUCGAAAUGUACAAAGCCAGCAGGUAUGAGGUGUCCCCUGACUUGAAGCAUGUCCUGCUGGCCUACAACGUCGCAGCGGUGUACCAGUAUUCUUACACGGCCUUCUACAUCAUCUGCAAUCUAGAGACUCCGGAGACUUGGAACCUGAACCCUCCAGAGGUUCGGAAUGCUCAGCUGCAGUUCGCAGGCUGGGGACCCCAGGAUCAACAACUGAUAUUUAUUUUUGAAAACAACAUCUACUAUCGGUCUAAGGUGGAGAGCCGUUCAAUCCGUCUUGUGUCUACGGGCAAGGAAGGCGCUAUCUUCAAUGGACUCAGUGACUGGCUCUAUGAAGAGGAGAUCUUCCACUCGCAUAUCGCCCAUUGGUGGUCUCCCGAUGGAGCCAGAUUAGCCUACGCCACCAUCAAUGACACUCAAGUGCCCAAGAUGGAGCUGCCUAUGUUCACAGGAUCGCCCUACCCAAUGGGCAAAGAGUAUCCAUACCCCAAGGCUGGUGAGGAGAACCCGGUCAUCACUCUGUACGUUGUGAACCUUAACGGCCCCCUGCACACCAUCGAGAUGAGGAGACCAGACGAUCCCAGGAUCGGUGAGUACUACGUGACAAUGGUGAAGUGGGCCACCACAACCAAACUAGCCAUUAACUGGCUGAACAGAGCCCAGAACAUUUCCAUGCUGACGCUGUGUGAGGCCACGACGGGAGUCUGCACAAAGAAACACGAAGAUGAAAGCGAGGGCUGGCUCUACAGGCAGAACGAGGAGCCUCUGUUUUCUAAAGACGGCCUCAAGCUCUUCUUCACCCGUGCCAUUCCCCAAGGAGGCCGGGGGAAGUUCUUCCACAUCUCCAUGUCUGUCUCCCAGCCCAACACCAGUACAGACACGCUGCAAUCCAUCACGUCUGGAGAUUGGGAUGUCACCCAAGUUCUGGCCUACAACGAAGACAGCCAACUGAUAUACUUCCUGAGUACUGAAGACGGGCCGAAGCGAAGGCAUCUGUACAGCGCCGACACGUUUGGAUCAUUUAACCGACGCUGCCUGUCGUGUGCCUUGGCCGACAGCUGCGGCUACAUCAGCGGCUCCUUCAGCCACAACAUGAGCUACUUCCUGCUCAGCUGCCAAGGGCCAGACAUCCCAUUUGUGGCUGUGUACAAGACCCAAAGAGAUGCAGAAAGUGAAACUCAUGACAGAGAAAGCAUCUCAGAGGUUUCUAAACUGGAGAGCAACGAGAACCUCAGGCUGACUCUGGAUUCCAUGCAGAUGCCCACCGUGGAGUACAGGGAGAUCAACAUGGAUGACUACAUCUUGUCUUUAAAGAUCCUGAAACCUGCCGGCUUCAUGGAAACAUCACACUAUCCGCUCCUUCUGCUUGUCGACGGGACGCCCAGUGGCCAGACGGUGUCAGAGCGGUUUGUCUUGGACUGGGCCACGGCUCUGGUCAGCAGUUUCGGCGCCAUUGUGGUGCGCUGCGACGGCCGAGGAAGCGGCUUCCAGGGCACCAACGUUCUGCACCGGAUCCACAAGAAGCUGGGCGUGUUCGAGGAACAGGAUCAGAAGGAUGCUCUAAAUCUCAUUUUGAAAGAGCCCUAUGUGGACCAAACCAGAGUCGGAGCUUUCGGACAGGUGUACGGAGGCUACGUGACCAGCCUGUUGCUCAGCGGUGAGGAGUCUCCAAUAAAAUGUGGAGCUGUCCUCUCACCCAUCACCGACUUUGAAUUGUACGCCUCUGCAUUUUCUGAAAGAUAUCUCGGGCUGCCUAAACCGGAUCCAAGAGCAUACACGAUGGCAAAUUUGGCCCACAGAGCAUCUCGAUUCAUGGAUAAGAAGUUUCUUAUUAUUCACCCAACCGCUGAUGAGAAAGUCCAUUUCCAACAUACAGCAAAAUUCAUCUCCCAGCUCAUUAGUGAAAAGGCCAACUACACCUUACAGAUCUACCCGGAUGAGGGCCACUUCAUCCACAGCGAAGUAACAAGGCAGCACCUGAGUCAGUCCUUGGUGAAUUUCUUCGAGGAGUGCUUCAGGCUACCAGAAAGUGUGAUUGAGGAGGAAUUGGAAGAGGAGGUUGAAGACGAGGGUUAGAUUGUCCUCGACAGGCUACCAUUCUUCUUUUCCCACCCACUCCAUUUGGUCAUCGACAUUCCCUCCGUGUUGUAUCUGUGCACAAGCACGGCCAAGUUGUCCAUAAUAUGCAACCGUCAUAUUCUGUGUGUUUCGGUUUAACUCGCUGUGUCUUCAAUGCCACCCGGCAGAUGACGGCUCUAACUAUGACAUCAGUCGUCCCUUGUUCAUCCAGUGCUCUGACUCGGAUUUCAAAAGGCCCUUGACAGAGGUAGAAAUGACUGAUGACCUUACAGGAAGCAGUCUCCUUUACAGCAGGAUGGACAUCUUUAAAAGCAAUGGAGAGAAAGCAUAAGCCUGCAGACUUUCAAGCUGUGAGGAGAAGAAACACAUAGCACACAACCUACGGGCUUGUAUAUAAAUGAAAUUCAGAACCCCGGCGCUGAUCGGCAGUGUUCAUAAGGGGCGUCUGGAACUGCGUGGAUACAGGGAACGUUACUAUUUUUAAAGUUGUGAUGAACUUUUCAUGGACUGUGGUUGUGUCUGUUAACAGUAUGUAAAAUAGCACACAAAUCCUCAUCCAGCUGUGAUUUCUUUUAAGUGUUAUUUGCUUCAACAAUGCUGGUUUUAGGUUUAUCUAUUUCAGAUAUACAGUCCUUUGACAGGCAAAUGUUUAAGGGGGAAAAAAUAAGCCAUUUUGUUUAGGUUUUGAGAUUUAUUUUUUUCCUUUAAUCCGACAAUUCUGUUUUGGUUUCAUCCUACAUUGUUUCAUGUUUUAUUCACGGUGCCUUACUUUAUCAGAAAACAUGAAGCUAAAUUUAUCUAUAAAAAAAAGGCAAGAUAUUUGGGGUUCGGACCUUCAGCACAACUCCACGAGAUUAUGAAAUUUCCAGAUGCAAAAUGAUUUAAUUUUAAGAAUGUAAAGCAUGCAUAUAUGGAAUUUAGACAAAUAUAUUAACUUUUUUGCCUUUAAGUUAACGGCUAUAUCCCAACUAAAGAGGUGGGUUUUCAUUAAGUUAAUUUGGUUAGCAUUUAAAAGCUAAGUAAAUCUUUCUGAAAAUAAUUGAAUAAUUGUGAAACAAAGCUUUUUCCUACUGAACACUACUUCUGAUGUUAAGCUAGUUGUACUAGAAUAAAUGAAUGCAGUCAAUUGUUCUUAGCUUUCAAAACCAUUUCGGUAAUGAUGGUUAUUUUGUGAAAUAUCAUUGAUUUCUUCCCAACAACCAUUUAAAGUAACAUUUUUGCUUGUUGUUUUUACAGCUAAAAGCCACAGCAACACUUAGCUCUGGGAUCGUUUAGCUUUUUCCUGCUAACAGCAUGGUGAAGUUGUUUUACAUUGCACAAAAACAUGUCCCUUUUUUAGUUUUAACAAUUAACAGUAGUAACCUCGUUUUCUUUUAUGGGAUUUAUAACUUUGUUGCUGAGCUAGUAGAUUUUUUUUUCUCUCAUUUUGACAGAGCCUUGUUAGCCGUUAAGCUAGGCUUCUACUUUAAUGCUAAUCUAUGGCUAUUUGCUAAAAUUUCAGAAAUGAGCUAAAUUUUAAUGCAAAUCUUAGCAAAUUAUAAUUUUUGGGUAUACCCAAUGGCUUUUGAAGCUUGUAUUUACAGACAAAUGUUUUUUUAAAUGUCUUUAAUUGUCACCACAAAGUUUAGAAUUACUUUUACCCAACAGUAAGUAAUGCUUUUAUGCAACAUUUUCAAUGGGAUAAAUGAAAAAUCAUAUUAGCUAAUUACUGAAAUGGAGAUAUCCAGGCACAAGCAUAUUUAAAUGUCAUCUUAUGUUGCACUCCAGGGCAUGUUCAGAGGUACUUUGAGACACUAUUUGUUUGAUCAUCGUAAAUUUUGACAUCCUGAAUGUUUCUUACAGAGCUGCAGAAAAUAUAUUUGCAGUAAUAUUGUGAUUGAGAUCACGGUCUCGUUAGUUUGAUGUGUAAAUGUUCUAAUAUCAUUUUAUUCUGAAAAGAAAAGAAACGUUACAUGAGUGUUAUUAGUGCAUAACAUACUUUCAGAGUUCGGUUGUUAAUUUCUGUUCUCCUGUUGCCGUCUUUGAAUUGAGCUGGAAGUGGACUUUAUAAAUGGCCAUUGGAGACAAACUUCCUUUCUACACGUGAAGGACUUUUUCAAAGAUGUUCAACUUUGUUAUCCAAAGCAUACUGAGAGGUCAUUGGCAGAUUGUGGCAUGAAAGUAAGUGUUAGAAUAAAAAUGUAGAUAUUUUAUCAGUCAUAAA